UCUCUCUUUCUCUCUCUCUCUCUCUCUCUCUCUCUCUUUCUAUCUCUUUCUCUCGCACUCGGGCCGCUGUACUAUUUUUACGGGGAGCCGCGAGAAAGAGCCACAAAAAGUGUUCGCCAGUCUCAACCGUGUAUUUUGAGAGUGUUCGUUACGUCAUUGCGCGGAGAAGCGGUUGAACAUCGCCGAGAAGUGGCUGGAUUGCGUGAACGACGCGAGACCUCAUCCUUUCGCAAAGGGGAACGUGCUAGUUUGUUUCGUUUUUUAACGAUUCAGCAACGGAUUAACCACUAGAAGCAGCGGAGAAAGUAAUUUACUAUGCACGUGAGAAGAAAACUUUUUCCUGGAAUCGCUAGCUUCAUGAAAGAAGCUUUGCUGCUGAAGGAACCAUUGACAAACAUUUAAUUAGCAUCGUUGACGAUAGGUCGCAUGCCAUUCAGAGACGUUCAUCCAAGUUUUCGAUAGACUUCAAUCAACCUGGACUACCGCAUAUUUCGAAUAAAAGGCACCCGAUGUAUAUUGCGGUUGGGGCUUUGGCUGCUUGUUUCUUUGCAAAGCGAGGACUCUCCGUGUGUGUCUAUGAAUACCGUGCAGACAUCAGACUAGAGGAUUACAGAGGUCAAAGCAUUGACUUAGCUCUAUCAGCCAGAGGUCGCGAAGCUUUGAGAGCUGUUGGUCUUGAAGAGAUUAUAGUGGAUCAUCAUGGCAUCGCCAUGCAAGGAAGGAUGCUUCACAACAAAGAUGGCACCUUGAAAGAAAUCCUUUAUGAUAGUGUGAAAAAAAACUGCAUUUAUUCCGUGAGCAGACGAUAUCUAAACGUGGUCCUAUUAAAUGCCGCCGAAAAGUAUUCCGAAGUGUGUCUCCUUUUUAACAAGAAACUGAUAGACGCCGAUCUCGACAAUGGAAUAAUAAAGAUCUACGACACAAAAAACGAAAUAAUAGAAGAAGUAGAAGCGGACCUAAUAAUAGGAGCAGAUGGCGCGUACUCGACAGUCAGAAAAAUGAUGAUGAAGAGACCACUGUUCAAUUGUAAUCAGACGUACAUAGAGCACGGUUACGUUGAGCUGUUCGUCCCUGCUGACAAAGAUAACAAGUUCGCGAUGAGCGGCAGUCAUCUACAUAUCUGGCCGCGUGGGGAGUUCAUGAUGAUUGCCUUGCCCAAUGAAGACUGUACCUUUACCGGAAACAUAUUUGCACCUUUCUCAACCCUAAACAAAUUGAAGACGCCGCAAGAUCUGCUAGAUUUUUAUGAAAAACAAUUUCCCGAUCUUCUGCGUUUAAUUGGCAAGCAGAAGUUGGUAAAAGAUUACUUCGAGAGAGAACCCAAAACAUUGAUUUCUAUCAAGUGUAAACCUUAUCACGUUGGGAAGACUGCUCUGCUUGUGGGCGACGCUGCACAUGCUAUGGUGCCUUUCUAUGCUCAAGGAAUGAACGCCGGAUUCGAGGAUAUUUUAUUAUUAGAUGAAUUAAUGGAUCGUUAUGCUUCGGACUUUAGCAAGGUUCUACCGAUGUUUACUGAAUUAAGAAGUGACGACGCUCACGCGAUAUGCGAAUUAGCUAUGUACAAUUAUUUUGAGAUGAGGGAGUUGGUGAACAGAAAGUCGUUUCUUUUCCGAAAAUACCUGGACACGUUUCUCCACCGUCGAAUGCCGAACACGUGGAUACCGUUGUACAGUACGGUACACUUUUCGCGAAUGAAGUUUCGUGAUUGCAUCACGAACAAGGAAUGGCAGGACAAGAUUUUACGUGUGAUCGUUAUGUUCACGUUUAUCUUGAUUCUCGCAAUAUUACUGGUUCCGAUCAUCGAGGUAUACUUCGCUACACGCGUUCUGAUUUAAUCAUGUUUUUAAACGAAAACUGUAUACAACGUUCAUCCUAUUAAAAAACAUUUUUCGAUCUAA
Molecule: messenger RNA, 1898 nt
Organism: Megalopta genalis
Lineage: Eukaryota; Metazoa; Arthropoda; Insecta; Hymenoptera; Halictidae
Source: RefSeq, a predicted model, not a curated record